Molecule: messenger RNA, 688 nt
Organism: Momordica charantia (bitter melon)
Lineage: Eukaryota; Viridiplantae; Streptophyta; Magnoliopsida; Cucurbitales; Cucurbitaceae
Product: heavy metal-associated isoprenylated plant protein 32
Molecular function (GO): metal ion binding
Source: RefSeq, a predicted model, not a curated record
GGUUCAAACAACAAGAAGCAGAAACUCAAAAUAAAAAUAAUGUGUUGUUGUGAAAAGCAAUAAAUAUUAAAUAAAAGCCCCAAAAGAUAGACUGAUAGAGUGAGGCCUUGGACAAUCUCUGUGCUGCAAUUUCUCUCUCUGGUUUCAUUUUCUCUCUCAUUUUCUCAGGAUUUUGAUGACAGUGAUUCUCACAGAAAGAAGUAGCCAUAUGAGAAUCCUUCACUCACCCCUCCUCUAGUUUCCCCUUUCUUCUAAAUCUCUUUACAGUUUUGUCAGAUCUACACCCCCAUUCCUCUGUUUCCUCUGUUCUGAAUCUAAGAAAUGAGUAAAGAAGAGUUCUUAAAGAUCCAGAAAUUUGUUCUUAAAGUGAAUAUCCACUGUGAUGGGUGUAAGCAGAAAGUGAAGAAAAUCUUGCAGAAAAUUGAUGGGGUUUUCACUACGGAAAUAGAUGCAGAGCUAGGGAAGGUGACAGUUUCAGGAAAUGUAGACGCAGCCACUCUGAUCAAGAAGCUCUCGAAAUCAGGAAAAUACGCAGAGAUUUGGGGAGCUCCGAAGCCGAACUCCAUUAAUAACAAUGGCGGCCAACAGAACCAUCUCUCCAAUCAGAUGAAAAAUUUGCUGAUUGACAAUGGAAAAGGUGGGGGAAAUAAACAGGGCCCAAAAGGGGCAAAUAAUCAGCCGAAAGGAG